UGCGCAUGCGCGUUGAUGGCGAAUCCUUUAAAGGACGAAAGUAUUUUUUAUUUAUCGGUUACCUUAAGAAAUAGUUGCUAAAAAGUCCUUUGUUAGUGAAGAAAAAAAUAGUAAAUAUGAUUAUAUUUGAAGAUAAAUAACUUGCAGUUUGAUAGUCAGUAAUGCCGGGUUUAGAAGAAAGUCUUUGGCUGAACAGAAAUACACUUGAUUACGGCCUGAUGACCGAUGGUGUCGCCUCUGAGCAAGUGAAAAAGUUUUUUUUCACGUCGCGAAAAGCAGGAGAAGAUGGUGAAGAAGAUCAGUAUGAUGAAUCAUUAGAGGUCUUUAUUCCGGAGCUUCUUCAGGCAAGUUACAAUUUUUAUACUUGGCCCUCAGCACCAGUGUUGGCUUGGUUUCUUUGGGAGAAUCGAAAGGAUUUGAAAGGCAAGAGGGUAUUGGAGCUUGGAUCAGGAACGGCAUUGCCGGGAAUUGUUGCCAGUAAGUGUGGGGCAAAUGUAACAUUGAGUGACGCUGCAAAUCUUCCAAAAAGUUUACAACACAUUCGACGUAGUUGUGAAUUGAAUGGUGUAUCGUCACAGGUGAAAAUUGUUGGUAUCACUUGGGGUCUGUUCUUGUCCAGUCUCUUCACACUUGGUCCACUUGAUCUUAUUUUGGGAUCCGAUUGUUUCUACGAGCCAUCGGUUUUCGAAGAUAUCGUCGUGACUGUUUCAUUUUUGCUCGAGAGAAAUCCAACAGCUAAAUUUUUGUGCACAUAUCAAGAGCGCAGUGCCGACUGGUCGAUUGAGCAUCUCUUGAGCAAGUGGGGUUUAACUUGCUCUCAAAUACCACUGACUGAAUUGGCUGCCGAUGCCGAUAUAAGUAUUCACGAAUUAAUGCAAGAUCAUACAAUUCAAUUAUUGGAUAUUCGAAAAGUUUCUUGAAUUAAUCAACGA
Molecule: messenger RNA, 932 nt
Organism: Leptopilina heterotoma
Lineage: Eukaryota; Metazoa; Arthropoda; Insecta; Hymenoptera; Figitidae
Product: methyltransferase-like protein 23
Exons: 2
Coding region: 162-920 (252 amino acids)
Cellular component (GO): cytoplasm; nucleus
Source: RefSeq, a predicted model, not a curated record